Penicillium brasilianum is the source of this 5311-nucleotide messenger RNA. The record is from the annotation of a GenBank genome assembly. Lineage: Eukaryota; Fungi; Ascomycota; Eurotiomycetes; Eurotiales; Aspergillaceae.
UACAUUCUUCCCUCUUUUUCUAUAUGACCAUGUCCGAUUCCGUGGCAUCUCUCUGAUCACUGGUGGCUGUGGUUUGGUUAUUUCACUCUAUCGUCUGGUCCUAACCAACCCCCCGGGACAAGUGGGCUACAAAAUUACCCACCCACCCCUCUCUCCUCAACCGCCAAAUUCCCAAAAAGCCAUGAGCCACGGGGGUCACUGAGAGAGCCCAGAAGGUCCUGCCCCCUCCCCUCUUCACCAUCAUCACCACCUCUCCUUCUCGGUCACUUCCUCUCUUCUGGGUGUCUCUCUCGCUGCAGCCGCGAGUGACGCUCCUUAAUGUUUGAGUUCCGCGCGGCAGAUUUGGCUGUCGAGACGGGACCUGUACUAGCCUCCAAGGCCGGUGCGUUUGCGACCGCUUUCGAGUUCACCGACGAACAGGCCACCACCCCCACCGCCGCCUCUCGCCAUCGCGGCCGGGGAUCCAGCAUCUCCUACCGUUCGGAUCGGCUGAGUGCCUCCCCUAUCAAACAAAAAAUGGCUACGGGUUAUGCAGUCAGCCCCGAACCGCCCGCGCUGUUCGUGCGGGCCAUGUACGAUUACGAUGCAGACGACCAUACGAGCCUGAGCUUUCGCCGCGGAGAUAUCAUCCAGGUCCUCAACCAGCUGGAAACCGGGUGGUGGGAUGGAGUCAUUGAUAACACUCGCGGUUGGUUUCCCAGUAACUACUGCACGAUCAUCACCGAGGCCGACGAUUUUGGUGAGCACAUGACGCACCUCCACGAUGAUACGGAACUGAGCGCAGAAUCCGGGCCCGAGGAUGAUUACGGCAAUGGACAUGAGGAGGACGAAGAGCUGGACUCUGAAGUCAACCCGCGCGACUCGCAGCCCAUGUUACCUAUCGAGGGUAUUCCCGCACCCAAGGAGCAGGAAGAGGCGGCGUUUUGGAUCCCCCAGGCGACUCCCGAUGGCCGCCUGUUCUAUUUCAAUACACUCACUGGAUACUCCACUAUGGAACUGCCAUUUGAGAAUCCAGCGACAAAUGAGAUUGGGCCUCGGGACCGGACGAAUUUCUUCGUCCCCGAUCAGACUCGGCCGCCUCCUGAGCUGAUGGCUCGCGGGUUUGAGCGGGAUGAGGACGAUUACGAUGGUUCGGCAUCGGAGGCUGAAGGGGAGUCCUUAAUGUUGGCUUCCCAAGACUCGAUGUCCCGCCGUCGCCAGUCUUUCAUGGACGGCGUGUCGCCUGCGACCUCGAUGGAUUCCCUCUACCCACCUGCCACAAAAGACCUCAAACAACAACCAUCGAUGAAGAGCCAGGCAUCUUACAACAGUGGGGCACCGACGAGUGCAAACACUUCUAUUGCCGAAAGCUUCUCCCGACCGUCCAUCUCCAUCUCAUCCGGUACCCCUCAACACUUUGUGGAUGACGGCUUGACAGCUCCGGUAACAUGGCCCUUGCUCGUUGAUAACAUGCGCUAUGCCGUGGAGGCUUACCGCCAGGCCCUCUUCUCUCGCGACCGAUCUGAAUACGUGCGAAGGGCCGAGGACAUUUCCGACCACCUGCGCAUGCUUCUGGCGGCUGGAUCUGACACGACGGACAACCAUUCGGGAAAUCCGUCCAUCAUUUCCACGAACAAGGCUCUGUACCCUUACUUUAGGGAUAUGAUGUCUAAGUUCUCUAAAUUGGUCCUUUCGUCACAUAUCGCGGCUGCUGAUUGGCCGGGUUCCGACUCUGUCAAUAAAUGUCUGCAGGAGGCAGAUGGCGUCAUGCAAGGAGUGUACGGCUAUGUGGACGUCGCUCGACAGCAACGUGGGGACAACGUUAACCGUAUCGUCCCUGGGUUUGUCAGUGGCAGCUCCUGUGGUGGUAGCUGGCAGAACAACGGUGUUUCGCUCAAUGCGUCUGGCCCGACAUCGUUCCUUGUCCCCGAGGGUGGUGAUUCGCGUACCGAGCCUUCAGUUCCUCUCGACUCGGCUCUUUUGGACCACAUUGAUGUUCAGAGGAGGUCAUUCGUCGGGAGCAUCCGUCGGUUGGAAGAACGUUUGUCUCUUGAUCGAAAAAUUGUUACUGUCGCUGAACAUGGUGAAAUCGCGGACGCAAUUUCGGCUGCCGCGAUCAAGGUCGUUGAACAAUUCCGUCCGUGGAUUUCGACUAUUGAGUCCAUAAAUCUCGUCCCGCUGGGAACCAGCUUCCAGAACCCUCAACUGGUUGAUUUUAGUCUGCAAAAGCAGCGUGUUUAUGAUGGCAUUGGUGAUUUCGUCCUCAGCUGCCAGGCGGUCUCUGCCCCUCUGGCCGAUGAAUGGGCGGAGCUGCGUGGCGAUUCCCUUGAUGAUCGGAUCACUGCUGUUCGAAGCGUGGCUAAGCAGCUGGAGAAUUUCGUUUCGCAGAUCGGCUUCUCGCUGUCCCUGCUUCUCGAGCAGAUUCCUGAGGAUCAAUCAGCCUCGCUGCGCAGCGAAAGUCGUUUGGAUGGAGAGAAUGAGUCGCUCAACGAGGGCGCACAUGCUCGCAGCGAAUCCCAAGCCAAGAUUGCGAAUGAGUCUAUUGGCAUUCCUUCCUCCUACGCGCUUGGCACCGACAAAGUGCGCCGCAACAUGGACAAAGCCCAGCGUUUCUUCGGUCAGGCACCUCCUACCACCGUGACUCGAGAACCGCCUGUCCGAGAGCCCGUUCGCGAACCCGAGGAGACUCCUUGGUUCCUGAAGAUGGAUCAUGAGGGAGAGGUGUUCUACGAUACCAAGGCAGACGUGCCAAUUCUCAAGUGCGGAACACUGGCUGGCUUGGUUGAGCAUCUUACGCGCCACGACAAGCUUGAUGCAUCCUUUAACAAUACUUUCCUCCUCACCUAUCGUUCAUUCACCACUGCCUCUGAACUUUUCGAGAUGCUGGUUCAACGCUUUAAUAUCCUCCCUCCAUUUGGUCUGAACGCGGACGACCUGCAAAUGUGGACCGAUCGGAAGCAGAAGCCAAUUCGCUUCCGCGUCGUCAACAUCCUCAAGAGUUGGUUCGACCAUUUUUGGAUGGAGCCUAACGACGAAGUGAACAUGGAUCUCUUGCGACGUGUACACGCAUUUACCAAAGAUUCCAUUGCCACUACGAAGACGCCAGGAGCUCCUACCCUUCUUGCCGUUAUUGAACAGCGACUCCGAGGCCAGGAUAUCUCCGUCAAGCGCCUGGUACCUACCCAGAACACUGCUGCGCCCCCGCCCAUCAUCCCGAAGAACAUGAAGAAGUUGAAGUUCCUCGAUAUCGACCCCACGGAGUUUGCUCGGCAGCUGACCAUCAUUGAGUCUCGCCUCUACUCCAAGAUUCGGCCUACCGAGUGUCUGAACAAGACCUGGCAGAAGAAGGUUGGCCCCGAUGAGCCAGAGCCAGCUUCUAAUGUCAAGGCUCUGAUUUUGCACUCCAACCAGCUGACCAACUGGGUUGCGGAAAUGAUCUUGACGCAGGGUGAUGUUAAGAAGCGUGUGGUAGUGAUCAAGCACUUUGUCAACGUCGCUGAUAAAUGUCGUGCUCUCAACAACUACUCUACCCUCACCUCCAUCAUUUCGGCCCUUGGCACCGCCCCAAUCCACCGCCUAGGUCGGACAUGGGGUCAGGUCAGUGGCCGUACAUCUGCUAUUUUGGAGCAGAUGCGCCGGCUCAUGGCGAGUACGAAGAACUUUGGUGAAUACCGCGAGACUUUGCAUCUGGCUAAUCCUCCUUGCAUUCCAUUCUUUGGUGUUUACCUUACGGAUUUGACCUUCAUCGAGGACGGUAUUCCCUCGCUUACUCCAUCGGAAUUGAUUAACUUCAACAAGCGUGCCAAGACCGCAGAGGUUAUUCGAGAUAUCCAGCAGUACCAGAACGUCCCGUAUCUCCUCCAACCAGUCCCGGAGCUCCAGGAUUACAUCCUCAGCAACCUGCAGGCUUCGGGUGAUGUUCACGACAUGUACGACCGAAGUCUUGAGAUCGAGCCUAGAGAACGAGAAGACGAAAAGAUUGCAAGGUAUGCCGAACAAGCGAGCAGAGACAAGAACUCUCUGCUUUUUGCAAGCACCGUCGCGAUUUUGCGAUGAUCCUCUUCUAGCCUUGUUUUGCUUUUUCUUUUAAUUUUUUUCUUUUAUUUUCGGGCUUGGUGUCUGGUUCUUUCGGCGAUACCCAAAUUUGACCUCAUAUUUGAACAUUUGUUUUUCGGGUUUGGACACAGAAAAAACCACGCUUUCGAAAAUUUGUGGAAGUUGUCACUAACCUGUUUUGAUUUUCACACCGUAGAUUGCUCUCUGAGUCUGGUUUCCUGUAAGCGUGUGGCGGAGACAUCCCUGUCAAAGCUGCACCUGCGGGGGGCCGUCACCACCCGAGGAUCGUGGGCGUUCUAGCGCUACAGCGAUUUGCGCUCGAAUCGCGCCAAUGAAAUUCAGUGGCUGUAUAGUGGUCGGCAGUACCAACAAGUUGGUCUCACCAUCCUGCGACUAGCAGGAUUCGUGCGGUGGCCCCAAAAUGGGGAACGUCGGCCGUUGCGACCGUGCCCAAGACAUCCUAGUUUGCGCACGAGCGCCUCAUUAUUUGCCGCCAUCGAUCACCGGCACUCUCGCCGGGCCUGUUUCGUGUCGCUGAAGCUUCGGGAUCAUGCACCUCCUCCUCACUUCUCUUCCUUUCGCAUGGGAGCCCCACGACCCAGUGGGGUAACGAAGGUGCUCUCCAACGAAUCAUUCCAACUGCUUCAUCCGACUUGUCACGGCAGUUUCCUCUUGCAUGCAUGACCCAUGCUGCAAACCCCGAUACCCUCGCUUCUUGCAUUCGAUAUACCUAUUAUUCUUUCUGAUAUAGAAUUUCAGGGACCUGACUGGCAACUUCCCUCUCCUUUACCAGCACGGAUCCGACUCCUCACUUCCGGUCCGGUGCAUUACAAGACUCCUACUGACAUGUGUUUCAAACGUCGCACCGGUCUCGGUGUAAAUUUUUGGCCGCUGUGUGGACACCGCCUCUUCCCUCUUCAUUUCUCCUUUGUGAUUACUUGGUUUCUACAUAUCCCUUACUGUUCCCGCCGGAGCGAGGCGGUUCUCCUUCGGGGUUAAUGUCUCCAUGCCAUUUCCUAUAAUGAUAUGUUAUGACCUGGGGCUGCGUUCGUGUUGGAUACGCUUUUUUCUUCGACUGUAUCAUCGCAGCAGGAUGCUUGAUUUCGUCUUGCUUUCUUGCCUUUCCCUGUACCUAUUGUUUCAAUAACCAUCCGGUCUAUACCCUGUCUUAUCUGUUCUUUUGAAUAGAAAUUCAUUCGCUAUUUUCAGAGUUAUCUCUUGCUGGGGAAUUUUGCAGAACUGUAAUCCAUUCAUGGGUGAUCUUAGUAAGAUAAAU